Sinocyclocheilus rhinocerous is the source of this 1117-nucleotide messenger RNA. RefSeq lists its product as uncharacterized. The record is from RefSeq and is a predicted model, not a curated record. The transcript is spliced from 7 exons. The coding region runs from base 14 to 997 and encodes 327 amino acids. Lineage: Eukaryota; Metazoa; Chordata; Actinopteri; Cypriniformes; Cyprinidae.
CUCAAGGCUGACCAUGUAUGCAAUUGUUACUCUGCAAGACUCAGAUGAGGUGAUGGUGGUAGCAUCAAACUGGCUGAGCCUAGACAAGAAACAAUGUUGCUGGCCCCCAUUCAAAUCACCAGACAAGUGCAUGGAAGCUGUUCAGAACAGAAUUAAAGCUGAAACAGGAGGGAAACCAUGGGAGAAACUAAACAUUAGCUUUCACAGAGAAUGUGUCACUUUUGAGAAGGCAAAAGAGGGGCAAAAAGAAAUCAAAGAACAGAAAGAACGGUCAUAUCUAUUAGCCACUGGAUUCUCUGGAAUACUAAAAAGACAGAGACUUGAAAGCACUCAAGGAAUGUCAAAUAAUCAGCUACAACCACUUCCUGCAGUAACACCUGCAUCUACAUACAGAAUGUCAGCUGAUGACAAGGAUGAGCUCCUCCAAAUGCUGAGAGACAUCAAGAGCACAGUUCAGGAAAACUCUGCUAUGUUAAAGAAACUACUAAAAGACAAUACGGUUUCUGAAGCCCCCAGCAGUACAAGUGUGCCUUCAAAAGACAUUAAAGCAAACCUAAAACUGCCUCUUAGAACCUUUGAAGAUGUGGCCAGGACUGAAAGAGAGCUCAAUACCGCAACAACACGGAAAAAAUAUGUAAAAUAUUUGUCAGGGCUUGGAGGUUUUGGGCCCAAGGAUGUGAUUAAGAAUAUUAUGCAGCAAGUCAUAACAGAUGAUCUGGCUAAGGAGUUCAACUGGCAGGGGAGAGGAGAUAAAAGACCCUUCUCUCAUCUUAUUUUAACAGAUGUGAUUAGAGAUGCUGCAUUCAAACGAAGUGUAAACAGGGUUGAGUGUGAAACAGAAAUAAAAAAAUAUCUGAGUUACACAGCUGAUCGACUCGGUCGGAAGAGACCAAGAGAACAAGGAGGUCCUGGGCAUGAGAUUCCAAUUGUGAUUUCUACCUCACUGAUGGACAACCAGCCAGAGAUGGAAACAUCUCGGAACUUUUUUGAUGAAUGAGUUUUUGAUCAUCAAUCAUAGGUCAUGAAGACCCACAUUAAACAUACAUUUUUUAAAAUUUAUUUCACUUUGACAUUACUUAAUGAAUUGUCAUGUUUUCAGUCAUAUGCCAGCAGUGGG